Mus musculus (house mouse) is the source of this 1418-nucleotide messenger RNA. RefSeq names its product anaphase promoting complex subunit 13 (gene Anapc13). Gene Ontology annotation, cellular component: anaphase-promoting complex; nucleus. Gene Ontology annotation, biological process: protein K11-linked ubiquitination; protein branched polyubiquitination; protein K48-linked ubiquitination. Bases 1089 to 1313 code for a protein of 74 amino acids. Lineage: Eukaryota; Metazoa; Chordata; Mammalia; Rodentia; Muridae. The transcript is spliced from 3 exons. The record is from RefSeq and is a predicted model, not a curated record.
GGCUAGUAAUUUAAAUGACCCUGAUAAGCAGGGGUUCCCUAAGCUCCAGAAGUAGCUAAGAGACCAGAUGAUGUCUAUGUUAUUGUAUGACCUUCCUUAGACCCUUAAGCUAGUACAGGUAACCUAUCUCUAGAACCCAUCGUCUUGGAAGAAAUAACAUACCCUAAGUCGAGUUUCAAUGUAAUUGCACCUCCCUGUGCACCAGAAACUGUUAUUACACCAGGAAACUUUCUUCCAAAUCAUACUAUGUUUAAGUUUGUUCGGAGUAAACCGCCUAGCAUCAGACCCCCCAAGUCUAAGCAAGACUGAUAAAGUCAGUCUGAACCCAGUUUUCAUUCUCACCUGACAGUUUGCUUCCCUCCCUGGACUCCUGCAGGGCCCCCUCAGCUGGGGAUGGAGGUCGGUUGGCAGUGUGCUUAACUGUAGUAUACACAACACCCUGGUUCUGUAACCAGAGCCGGUGGCACAGGCCUGCAAUCCCAUUGGUGGAGGCAGGAAGAUUGGAAGCUUAAGGCUGCUUUUGGCUAUAGAGAGUUUGAGACUCUCAAAAAAACAAACAAAAAGGAGGACGCCCAGAGGGAUAGAGAACCUGGAGCUGCCACCGUUGAUCUUGGAUAGUUCUGUUGAGUUCAGUCUGGAUGCUGUUUAAGAAAGGAAGUGGUUUCCUGGGUAAGCCCUGCUGGCCACGUUGUUCCUGCCCUGAGAGUUAGCAGCUGGCCUAUGGUUGGUCACUUCACACAUCCCAGCUCAGUGUCACCCAGCUGUUCCCUUAGCUCCUGUGCCUUUAGACUGCCAAUGUUUGGGCCAAGACGGGUGGAGACUUGUGCCAAAUCGUAGGGGAGGGCUUCAAGAGCAGGAGCUGACACUCAGGUAAGUCGGUCUGAGUCAAGUCAGAGACUCGUCAAAGACAUCACAAGCAGGGAAGGGUGAUUGUAUAAGAUGGUAAAGAUAAAAGAAAGUUACAUUUCCACGCAGUGUCUUCUAGGACCUUAUUCUGAAGACCUGUGUUGCUCUCUGGUUCCACUAGCAGCCUGGUGUGUUGAUCAAGCAUGUCAGCUGAGGCCUGACAAGAUCAAAGCUGCAGGAGGAUGGACAGUGAGGUACAGCGAGAUGGAAGGAUCUUGGACCUGAUUGAUGAUGCUUGGCGGGAAGAUAAGCUGCCAUAUGAGGAUGUCGCCAUUCCACUGAGUGAGCUUCCUGAGCCCGAGCAAGACAACGGAGGCACCACAGAGUCUGUGAAAGAACAGGAGAUGAAGUGGACAGACCUGGCCUUACAGGGCCUCCACGAGAACGUCCCACCCGCUGGAAACUGAUGCCGGGCUCCUUCCCACGGACGGAGUUUUCAAACAUAUGGGGAUAAAAAUGUUUCCUGUCGCCAAAUGCAGAUCUUUAGCAAUAAAUCAACACUCAAAAGCAUA